AUGGGUAGCCAGUUUGAAAGUAACCUCAAAUGCUUCCUCAUCCGAUCUCUUUACAACAAUCGCGGUGACUCUAUCUUCUUCAACGAUACACGAGGGGACUAUCCUGACAAAGUUUAUGGUCUAUUCCUCUGCAGCGGUGAUGCUCCAGCCAGCGUCUGCCAGAAUUGCAUUGACGUGGCCAGCAAUGAGAUUGUUAAAGAUUGUCCCUUCAAGAAAGUGGCAAUUAUAUGGUACGAUGAGUGUUUGAUUCGCUAUUCUUACAGAUUCUCCAAUCUGAGUAUUGUGGCAACUUCCAAUCCUUCGAAUCAGAUGAGUAGUAACCCAUCUUCCUCCAAGAAACAACCUAGCAGUCUAACAGGAUUCAUAUGUUGUAGUCUUGCAAUUAAAAUAACUUCAUUCUUGAACUCUCGUAAUCCUUGGCCAGAACUUCUUGAGAAAGGUAGGAAAGGAAAAACAAUUGCAAUCAGUAUCAGCAUAACUCUAUCAGCAUUCCUAGUGCUAUCUCUACUUGGUGCUUGUAUCUACUACCAAAGGAGAAGGAAAAAAGCAAAGAAAGAAGAGAAAGAAAACAGCCAAGAAGUCCAAUUACUUGACUUGGGAGGACAAUUUGGUGAUGAAUACAACAGUAAAAAAUUGCUACGCGACAAGCACACAAAAUCACAAGACUUUCCUUCAAUCCAGUUAGAUCUUAUACAUGCAGCUACAAAACAUUUUUCUGAAGAAAAUAAGCAUGGAGAAGGUGGAUUUGGUCCAGUUUACAAGGGUACAUUAUCAGAUGGCAAGGAAAUUGCAGUUAAGAGACUCUCAAGAAGUUCUGGUCAAGGAUUACGAGAGUUCAAGAAUGUAGUUAUUUUAAUUGCAAGACUACAACAUAGGAAUCUUGUUAGACUGUUGGGUUGUUGCUUGGAAGGAGAUUAG
This is a messenger RNA of Camellia sinensis, 918 nucleotides long. Lineage: Eukaryota; Viridiplantae; Streptophyta; Magnoliopsida; Ericales; Theaceae. The record is from RefSeq and is a predicted model, not a curated record.